GCCACCCGAGCCGAACAUUCUCCCACCCCGUCUCUCCUCUUCCUCUUUUUCCCGCCCCUGGGUCCCUCUGCUCGCCCAUCCAUGAAGCCGUCCACUGGGAUCCAACAAGGACGCCCUGGGACUUAUCAGCAGCGAUGAGGAAACUUGUCCUCACUCUGCCAGUGGAUUCCACAUAAAGUCAUCCUGGAUAUAUUUAUUCAUUGUUUACUUUACAAAUGACCACCUAAACGGGGAGGACCUUGUUAACUGACCCACAAUGCUUUUCAAGUUAGGACUAUUCUUCUUCAUGUUGUGUCUACUCGGCCUCCAAGCAAGUCAAGUCAAAGACCUUCAAGACCACGGGAUUUCUGGACUCAGGGAUGUGAAGUACCGCCACUUUCUAGAAGCUUCUCGAAUAACAAAAUACAACAAUAAUAACCACAGAGCCAGCAAGGAUGGACAUCGGACGAAGAGGGCGACCAUUCUCACCACCGGGGUCAAAGUGUGCCCACAGGAGACCAUGAAAGCGGUCAUUGGCAGCCAUCGAGCGUACUACAAACUCAGAGUUUGCCAAGAAGCAAUUUGGGAGGCCUUUCGCAUCUUCCUGGACAGGGUACCAAACACAGAGGAGUACGGAUCGUGGGUUUACACCUGCCAGCAUGAAAACCUCUGCAUGGACGACCUGGCUCAGAACUUCAGUAGCUCCCAGGAGCAUCUGGACAUGGUGGCCCAAAGAGUGGCCGAGCAGGCUGAACUGGAAGGGGUUGUAACCGAAACACCAGACCCAGAAGUCGAAUGCACCUGGACCCCCCCGGUGAUUCUCAUUCCAGCAGAAGAUGAUGUGAUAAAAGAAGAGCCGAACAUGAUUAAAGAAAACUAUGGGGAGUUCGUUGUGGAGUUCAACGCCACCAUGGUAGACGACUCUUACAUCGAGCUGUUGCAAGACCCCCAGGCUGCAGAGGUCAAUGACAUUACCAGAGAAAUAACAGACAAGAUGCUUCAUGCUCUAAAAAAGGUUCCAGGCUUUAAAGACAUUCGCAUGUUGGGAUUUGGCUCGGAGGGUGCAACUCUGCAUUAUGCUGUGGUCUUUGAUGGAGACACUGAACUCAGUGAUGACCCAGGGGCUCCAGGCAUGUUGACCAAUGAGGAUGCUGCUAGAUUAAGGGACAUAAUUGUCAAAGCUUUGCAAAAGGAGCCAUCGCUUCCAUUGGACACCCAGAAUCUUAGGUUUGAGGCUGUAACUACAGCUUACCCAGAUGCAGAGUUUAGCGUGUAUACAGUUGGAAGCGGAGAGGUGAAGACGGAAAACAAAUUUGAAAGCACCACGAUCCAACCUCGAACAGAAACCUCUGUGCCUUCAAUACCUACGGCACUGUCAGAGUCUAUUGCGGUUGCUGAUGAAGUGCCAGUGGCAGCAGCAGUGGAAGAGGCAUCCACAGGUGACGCUUCAGGGGAGACAAAUGAUGUCAUCACUCCAGCUGCAAUACAGGCAGCCAUCAUAGAGCAGGAACAGGAAGAAGAGGUUGAGGAGACUGAAGUUCCAAGUGGAGAGCAUGAAAGAGCAGACUUGGGUGAGAAUGAAGACUUGACCGUGUCACCAGCAGACGACCAACAUGAAAUUGUGAUCAUUGAUGAAGCUAACCUUCCGGAGUACACCACCCCUGCAGUAGUCGAGAUCUUUAGCACCGAAGCAGAAAUUCCAGUCACCACAUUGUCUUCUCAUGAGGAUACGUUUCUAGACUUUGAGUCAGAACCUAACACAGAGUCUAUGCCGUCACCUGCAGAAGCCUCCAUCAAAGAACCCAGUGAAGUUUCUGGUGGAAUCCCGGGUGAAACAAAUACCCAGCCUUCGAGCAAAAUCCCUGGCGAAGCCCGCAGCGAAGUUCCUAGUGAUAUCUCUGGCAAUGUCUACAAUGAGUCCCCAAGUGAAAUCCCCAGCGAGGGCACCAGUGAGGUUUCCAGUGAAACCUCUGGCAAAGUUCUCAGUGAAGAAUUCAGUGAAACUCACAAUGACCCCUUCAGCGAGGCUCCCACUACAGUGCCCAUUGAAGUCCCAAGUGAGGCAGCCAUUCAAGUCUCCAGUGAGGCCUUGAGUGAAGUCUCCACUGAAACCCUUGGUGAAGUCUUCAGUGAAGGACCCAGUGAAACCUACAGUGAAGUCCAGAGCGAGCGUUCUCUUGAAGUCUUCAGUGAGCCCACUGUUAAAGAUUCCAGCGAUGUCACCACUGAAGCUCUCACGAAGUCUCCCAGAGAAAUUUCCAAUGAAAUCCCUGACAACGUCUCUAGUGAAGUCCCCAGCGAAGUCCCCAGUGAAGCCACCAAUAAUGUUCCCAAUGAACUCCAUAGCGAAGUCCCUAGUGAAGCUCCCAUCGAAGCCCACAGUCAGGUCCUAACCGAGGCCCCCAGCAAAGACCCCAACCCAGUCCAAAAGGAAGGAAAUGGAGAUAUCAGCGGAGGACGCAACAACGUCACCCCAGUCUUGGCGGAACUUACUCCUGAGACUUCUAACAACAUACAAGAUGAUGUGGAGCCCAGACAGGGUGGAACGGAAGUGACUGAGGCCCUGGAGGAGAGCAGCAUUUUUCAAUACCCUUCAGAAUCGGACGGGCGGUCUACAGCCGCACCGGCCAUGCGACAAGCCAGCACUCCUGUGAUGGCUGCGGUGCAGCAGAGCAGAGAGUUGGUAGUUUUCUUUAGCUUGAGGGUGACCAACAUGAUGUUUUCUGAUGACCUGUUCAACAAGAGCUCCCCAGAGUAUAGAUCACUGGAGAAUACCUUUCUCGAGCUGACUCAGCACUCUGGGCCCAGAAACUGGCCAAAUCCUGGAGCAUCCAGCAAAUCUGGGCCUAAGAGACAGACAACUUUAGCCUCCAUACCGCUCCUGCCUUACCUAGAGUCCAAUCUGACCGGCUUCAAGCAGCUGGAGAUCCUCAACUUCCGGAACGGCAGCGUGGUGGUGAACAGCAGGAUGAAGCUGGAGAAGGAGGUGCCGUACAACGUGACCGAGGCGGUGCACUGCGUGCUGGAAGACUUCUGCAGCGCCGCGUCCAAACGGCUGGACAUCGAGAUCGAUAGCCGCUCCUUGGAGAUAGAAGCCGACCAAGGGGACCCGUGCAAGUUCCUGGCCUGUAAUGAGUUUUCACGCUGUGUGGAGAACAGUUGGAGCGGCGAGGCCCAGUGCCUGUGCGAGCCGGGCUACAGCGCCGAGGACGGCCUUCCGUGUCAGAGCUCAUGCGACCUGCAGCCCAACUACUGCCUCAAUGGAGGCCUGUGCGAAAUCAUUCCUGGACAUGGAGCCGCGUGCAGAUGUCCCGUAGGGAAGUACUGGCACUACCACGGCGAGCGCUGCAGCGAGCUGGUGUCCAUGCCUCUCGACCCCUCGCUCGUCAUAACCUGCCUGGUGGGGAGCCUCUGCUUGGUUUGCGCCAUCGUGGGCAUUCUGGUCUUCGUCAACAAAAAGUGCACGGCGACCAGAAAGGCGGUGACUUUGGUGCACGGCCUGGCACCCUCUGCCUUUGACAAUACUUUGAGGGUGAACCCCCUGUAUGAGAGUGAUGAUGGCUUCUUAAGUCAAGUGUCCACGUUGCCAUGUCCCUCCAGUUCCACCUCGUCACAGUCUGAGCGGGAACUUUACGCCUCAGUCGAAAACAUACAUCUCAGUAUCGAGAUCCCCAGACAACUCUACACCACCAGAUCCGAAAAGUUAAUGUCGGAGCUGGUGGACUUCCAUCAAUGCAUCCCGCACAAUGAGACGUGGCGACUGCCCAAUGAAUACCGAGCGUGUUUUCUUCUGUGGACGUCAGACGGCGAAGGCGGCGAAGCCACCGUGGUGUGAUGCCAUCUGAUGCCACGCCCCCUAACAUCCUCCCCAUGUAGAGAGCAGUUAGGUGGUGAAUUGCUCAUAGUGAAGAAUGUCUUGUUAGACAAGACAACUCCACUACGGCUGCUCCAAUACGAUGUUUUCAUGUGUCAAUCAAAUAUUUAUUACACAUAAUGAACGCUAGGAACACUUCCUGUACGCUACACUCUUUCCUCACAAUGAGGUAUUUAUCAUUCACACAUGCUGGUAUCUCACUUUAGACACUCUUGUUAUGCCCAAAAGAGGAUGAAUGUAUUCACUGAUGAUGUAUUUAGGUUGUUCCAAAACAGUGUGAUUCAUUUUUUUUGUACACACAUUUUACAAUUAAAGUAACCAAUGAAAUGUU
Nerophis lumbriciformis (worm pipefish) is the source of this 4184-nucleotide messenger RNA. RefSeq names its product interphotoreceptor matrix proteoglycan 1b (gene impg1b). Gene Ontology annotation, biological process: visual perception. NCBI's taxonomy places the organism in Eukaryota, Metazoa, Chordata, Actinopteri, Syngnathiformes, Syngnathidae. The record is from RefSeq and is a predicted model, not a curated record.